Messenger RNA from Plutella xylostella (diamondback moth), 2443 nucleotides. The record is from RefSeq and is a predicted model, not a curated record. NCBI's taxonomy places the organism in Eukaryota, Metazoa, Arthropoda, Insecta, Lepidoptera, Plutellidae.
AUUUAAAAUCAUUGCUCGAACAAGAUGCCGCUGAACUGGUGAAACACCUAAGCCUAUCUGAUGCUAAUUACUCACUAGCUUUAUCCUUGCUGGCUGAAAGAUAUGACAAUAAGCUUAGAAUCAUUAACUUUCACAUCUCAUCAAUUUUAGAUAUACAGCCAAUAAAUAAGUGCUCAGCCUCAAUGCUAAGAAACAUUGUUUCACAAACAAAACAACACAUAGCUGCCUUACAAACACUUGAUGUACCAGUUCAAUCCUGGGAUUUAAUUAUAAUUUCCAUUUUGCAAAGGAAAAUUGAUCAGGGCACGUUUAGGUUUUUCCAUUCAGAGCUUAAACAAAAUACAUUGCCUAAGCUAGAUUAUUUUCUAAACUUUUUAGAGCAACGUGCAACCAUUCUUGAGACCGUGGCUGAGGCUGGCCAUAGCCAUGCUCACCCUACCCGAGUAGUGAACAAGAGCCACGGAGCGAGCCUCGUGACCACCACAGGGAGUACCACCAGCUCCAGCACAAAAUGCUGCGACUUCUGUAAGUCUAAAUAUCACAAGUUGUAUCAAUGUCAAAAGUUUCAAUUAGCUUUGCCAACUGAACGUGUGCUGUUUAUUCAAAAUAAUAAGUUGUGUUCACUUUGCUUAAAUCAGCAUAACAAUAGAAAGUGUUUCUUUGCAUUCAAGUGUAGCAUAUGUAAGGAGCGUCAUAAUACGUUAUUACACGUAGAUAAUGUACCAGAAAUACCUAAGCAGGUAUCGGUAUCAAUGGGCCAAUAUGGCAAUAUAUUACUACCAACUAUUAAGGUAGGUUUAGUAGAUAAGCUUGGAAAUACGGUUUAUGCCAAGGCUUUAUGUGACCCAGGUAGUCAAAUAUCAUUCAUUUCAUCAGAUUUAGCUGAUCAAAUUAGUUGUGAAUUAAAAGAUGAGCAAACUAUAAUUAGUGGCAUAUGUCAAGGGAAAAACAAAACUGCAAAGAAGGCUAAGUUUACAAUAUAUUCUGAAAAUAAUGAUUACAGCUUAAAGCUAACAUGUUGCAUUGUUUCAAAAAUAACUUGCGAUUUACCACAAUUUGAUGUAGAUAUUGGUAGCUUAAACAUACCGACUCACAUCAAGUUAGCUGACAGGGAUUUCAAUAAAAGUGAACCAAUAUCAAUUUUAUUGGGUUGUGAUAUAUUUUUCAAAAUUCUUUUGCGUGAACAAUUGCCAAUAAUUCCUGGCGGGUUAUAUUUACAUGACACGCGUUUUGGUUAUGUUGUGGCAGGACAAUUACCGUUACAACGAAGCCCGGCCACCACGUCACAACAGAUAACAGCUGUUAGCAACUUUUGUAACCUUGACAAUGAAAUUAGGUCACGUGAGGUCGAUGACACUCUUACAUCUAUUGAUAGCUCACUCAAACAGCUGUGGCGGUGCGAGCAGGUGCCGCAGAUUUAUAAGGAGGCUUCAUCUGAGCAGGAACUAGCAGAAACAAUGUUUCAGGAGUCAGUCCAGCUAGAAGACUGUAAAUUUCAGGUAAAGCUACCUUUAAAGCAAGAGUUUAAUGAAGUCAGGCUGGGUAACUCUUUAUCUCGAGCCUUAAAGAGGUUCUAUAACUUAGAAAAAAGGUUUUUAAAGGAUCCGUUGCUUUUUCAGCAAUAUAAACAAUUUAUUGAUGAAUAUGUUUCGCUUGGGCAUGCGAAAUAUGUUGAUAUUGAAAGUUACAAUUUAGAAGAGGAUCCUGUAUAUUUUCUGUCUCAUCACCCUGUGAUUAAUGAAGGUAGCAAAACUACGCGGUUAAGGGUAGUUUUCGACGGUUCAAUGCAGACCGAUCGAAACAUUUCAUUAAAUGACUUAAUGUUAAAUGGACCUUGUGUGCAAAACAGUUUGUUUAAUAUAUUAAUAUUAUUUCGAUUGCAUAAAUUUGUCUUAGUAACUGACAUAAAAAAGAUGUUCAGAAACAUUAAACUUGAUCCAUCACAAUGCUCAAUUCAGAACAUACUAUGGCGUAGUAGCCCACAAGAAAGAAUUAAAUGUAUUCAAUUAUUAACAAUUACAUAAUAGGCCUAAGUGGCAGAAUUCUCUUCCUAAUAUCGAAGUAGGAACAUUAGUUUUAUUGAGGAGUGAUAACAUUCCUCCUUUGAGUUGGCCAAUGGCACGUGUUGUUGAAACGUUCCCAGGUUCAGAUGGCAAAGUUAGGGCAUUGUCAGUCAAAACAACAAAAGGUACUGUGAUACGGACAAGUGUUACCAAAGUAUGUGUACUACCUAUCGAUAAAUAAGCCUGGAACGUGGUGGUUCCAUUGUGGUGCUCAUUGGGCUCGCCUUACUCAACUAAUUUACAUUGUAAAAAUUGUUUAGUUUGUAUUAAAGCAAUAUAAUUAUGUGGCUAAAUAGGUUACAGUAGUUUAUCUUAAGACUUACAAUUGUUAUUAAACUUAAAAUUUGUGUCUUUACUGUUCAGGUGUAAAGUUAAAAUGU